Messenger RNA from Olea europaea var. sylvestris, 849 nucleotides. Its product is annotated as MOB kinase activator-like 1A. The coding region runs from base 294 to 680 and encodes 128 amino acids. The transcript has 6 exons. The record is from RefSeq and is a predicted model, not a curated record. Gene Ontology annotation, cellular component: cytoplasm; nucleus. Gene Ontology annotation, biological process: positive regulation of protein phosphorylation; signal transduction. NCBI's taxonomy places the organism in Eukaryota, Viridiplantae, Streptophyta, Magnoliopsida, Lamiales, Oleaceae. Gene Ontology annotation, molecular function: protein kinase activator activity.
GCUAUACUAUUGUUUUCAUCAAUGACUUAUAUAGCUUGAUUUGUAAUUUCUGAAGCAGGAACCAAAGAACGUUCCGACCGAAGAAAAGCGCACCAUCAGGCAGUAAGGGGGCACAACUGAGAAAGCAUAUCGAUGCAACUCUAGGCAGUGGAAACCUGAGAGAAGCUGUAAGGCUACCCCCUGGGGAGGAUUUCAAUGAAUGGCUUGCCGUAAACACUGUUGACUUCUUCAACCAGGUGAAUCUGCUCUAUGGAACCCUCACAGAGUUCUGCACGCCAGAGAUCUGUCCAACAAUGUCUGCUGGCCCCAAGUACGAGUACAGAUGGGCAGAUGGUGUACAAAUCAAGAAACCUAUCGAGGUUUCAGCUCCUAAAUAUGUCGAGUAUUUGAUGGACUGGAUCGAAACCCAGUUGGAUGAUGAAUCCAUAUUUCCUCAAAAGCUUGGCACGCCUUUUCCCUCCAACUUCAGGGAUGUUGUGAAGACCAUAUUCAAACGCCUGUUCCGUGUAUAUGCACAUAUAUACCAUUCUCAUUUUCAGAAGAUUGUGAGUCUUAAAGAGGAGGCUCAUCUAAAUACCUGCUUCAAGCAUUUUAUACUGUUUACCUGUGAGUUCGGGCUGAUUGACAAGAAGGAGCUGGCUCCACUUCAAGAGCUCAUAGAAUCCAUUAUUCCUUAUUGAGCGUGCCUUGUAUUUGUCUGUCUGAACUGACAUUAUGUAGGAACAAAAUGAAAUGAUGUGAUCCUAUAAUCGUGUGCAUACUGUUCCUGGGAUAGUCUUAUUUGAAUACUUUCAAGCCCUUGUUUGAUCCCCAUUUUGGAGGAAAAAAUGAAUUUUUCACUAGUGUAUU